Molecule: messenger RNA, 1974 nt
Organism: Penicillium pulvis
Lineage: Eukaryota; Fungi; Ascomycota; Eurotiomycetes; Eurotiales; Aspergillaceae
Exons: 3
Coding region: 1-1974 (657 amino acids)
Source: RefSeq, a predicted model, not a curated record
AUGCCUGUGGACCCAUGCCAAGCCCGAUUGCCCGCCCUCACUUCCAAACCAAGUCCUUCGUCCACCACCCGGUUACGCCGAGGACACGCGCCCCAAGUCCUUGCCACAGCACUCGAAAUGCCUGCCAGACUGCGCGGCACGCUUCAAAGGAGCAUUGCGCGCCCCCUGGACAGCGCCGGUAUAUUCUACUGCCAAUCUUGCACAACAUGGCGGCGAGCACUCUCAACGCGUGCCAGCAUUAACAAGAUUGCGCCCGCGCGCCGAAGCGAUCGCCUUAUAUCCUCGAUCACCUCCUCUCGACCCAUCACAACUUCCACAGCCGUAUCUACGGUUCCGCCGCGGUUCAAGGAGCUGCAUGAUGCUUUGAGCGGAAUAAAGGAUGCGACCAUUGAGCAGGUUAGCGUGAGUCGGUUGCAGCUCGCUCUGCGGGGAUUGGAAUCAGAAACACCUUUGAUUCGUAUUGCGGUCCUUGGUCUUGACAACGCUGGUUCUGCUCGGAAACUUGUUCGAUUACUUCUUGCUGAUCCUUUGGGUCCGCGCGAGGACUGGGAGGAUACUCUGGAGGCCUAUGAGUCUGAUCCUUCUCAAGGAUUGCUGAUUCGAUAUGGCGAGAUUUCGGAGUCUAUUCCUAAUGACUUGCUUCCUACAAUCGCGGUCCAAUCAUCACUUUUGAAGAAGGGCAACCUGGAGGUUCUUGUCAGUUCCAUCGGCUCGGAGUCGAACUCUACUCGGACGACACUAGAUGCCGACACUUUCCUCGUACCUACUGUCACUAUCGAAACACCACACCCGGGCCGGAAUAACAUUGUGCGGUAUCCCGUACACCGGAGUAUUGUAUGCGGAAGUGGCGUGGAUGGAUUGCUAGCAUUCAGCUCUCUCAUGGGCCAGUCAGACCUAAAGAAUGAGGUGGAAUCUGUCCGUGGUGCUAUCGAGCUUUCCGUGGAGAACAAGAACGCUGGUGACGGCCGGCUCUCCUUUGUGGACAUUGAGCGUGCGACAAAGGCUCUCGAUCGCAUUCGGGAGUCGGUGCAAAAUGCCAUCGAGUAUGAGCGUGGCUGGUCUGGAAGUGGUGUACAGCCUACGAUUGAUUGGCUUGCUUCUACCUCCCAGGUGACCAAGGAGGGCGCAUUGAAUCCUGCCUUAGUCCCAUUAAUCGAGUCUCUGCUUGAUGCUGCGGACGAGGGCGUUCUUGCCCGAGAUGCCAAGGCUCUUGAAGGUCAGGCCAUUGGGGUUCCCUCAGAGAACGUCCGAUUCGAGCUUGAACGCGGGGUCGUUAAUUGGGCGGAGCGUGCACACUCAGAGCUACGUAGCUCCCUCGAGGCAGGCUUCGCUAGUCCACGGUGGCGGGGUCUGGCAUGGUGGAAGCUAUUCUGGCGCGUCGACGACGUAGGCAUGAUCACGUCCGAGAUCUUAGAGAAGCGUUUCCUGCGCCGCGCAGAGCAGGAGGCAAUUUGGUCCUCGGGCCAAUACGAGCAGGCUGGCCUGCUAAACGACCCGAAACCCGCUCCACCUCCAGACUCGGCUUCAGAGUCCACCCCUGAGCAAUCUACUCCGCCUCCAUGGCCAACUCAGAUCCCCGAUAUGCGCAACAAGCUUCUCACAACCACCGUCCCCUCCCUUCAAGCCCUUGCUCAGAGCCUGGUGCUCUUUAGCGUCUCCACUACGACCCUCACCUCCGCCCUCUCUGCUCUCACUUACCUGUCUAUCCCCUCUGCCUCUGUGUACGAAUCAUGUACCCUUGCCGCAGUCGGUCUUAUCUAUUCUCUGCGUCGGCAGCAGAAGAAAUGGGUUGCUGCCCGUGGCUUCUGGGAAGAUGAGGUCCGGGAAGAGGGUCGGGCAUCUCUACGUGAGACUGAAGAUCUCAUGCGAAAGACCGUUCGCGAAGGCGGAAAGGAAGUUGAGGUUUUGACAGAUCACCGUGCACGGGAGGCGGUUGAUCGGGCUAAGAAGGCUUUGGCUGAGAUUAAGGCUUGA